Messenger RNA from Coccomyxa subellipsoidea C-169, 1362 nucleotides. RefSeq lists its product as hypothetical. Gene Ontology annotation, biological process: rRNA processing. The transcript is spliced from 8 exons. Gene Ontology annotation, cellular component: nucleus. Bases 1 to 1362 code for a protein of 453 amino acids. NCBI's taxonomy places the organism in Eukaryota, Viridiplantae, Chlorophyta, Trebouxiophyceae, Coccomyxaceae. The record is from RefSeq and is a predicted model, not a curated record.
AUGCAGCGGCCAGCGCUUCCUGCAGGCUUUCCCAGCCUGGGGGGCCAAGCUGGUGAGUCGAUCGGGACCGAUGCAAGAUCCGCGGCUGCGGAUGUUGAGGCGCUGGAGGCACUGGCUGCGGCGCUUGCAGCGGUGCCGACUGCCUUCCGAUCCCAUCUGAAGCUGCUGGGUCAGUUUGCAGGCGAGGCUCUGUGUGGGGUGCACAGCACCGCUGCGCUGCGUCAAGCAGAGCAAUGGAGCGAGGCUGCACAGAAUGUCCUGGCAACAGCGCACCUGCAGCUGGAUGUCUUAUACAUAGGACUGGAGGAUGCUGCUGCGGCCAAAGUUUACAGGUCAGCAGUGAAGCCGGGCGCUGCAGGUGUGCAAGCGGGUGACACUCCAGCAGGCACCAUCCAGAACGCGCAGAUGGUGAUUUUGGCGCAGCAGCGGCUGGCGGCAGUGCUGGACUGCCUGGAGAGGCUGCUGACGCAGCCAGCGCUCGCCCCUGUGCCUGUGCCCGGCCCCGGCAUUGUGCAGCUUUGCGCGCGCAUCCUGUCUGUGGACGACUCCCUCUCCCGCGCCGGCCGGGCAUCUCCAUCAGCAGCGGCGUACACCGAGCUCCUAGCGGUGCUGCCGGGCAUGCACGCAGCCGCCGCAAAGCUGCUGCAGCUGCUGCUGCACGUGGGCGGCGGAGCGCUGGUCCCGCAGCACAAGGGCAUCACCCGCCUGCUCGCUGACUUGCUGCGGCGGCUGGCCGCUGAACCCCCAUCCUUCCUUGCCACAUCCUCCUGGCUCGUCCGGAGAGAGGUGUAUGCAUGCGCGGCUGGGCUGAUUAGGGUGGGCGGCUGGGGCCCAGUCAGGGAUCUGGCAGCGCCAGUGAUGCAGUGCAUGCUGCUGGAGCUCUACACCGCCCCGGCCGGCACAGCGCAGGCGCCCAAGCCUGGCGCCAAGCAGGCCAAGAAGCGCAAGAGGGCCAAGGCCGACCAGAGCCUGGAUGACCUGGCAGGCAUCAGCAGUGGCAGCGCCCUGCUGGCAUCCGCGCAUGGCUUCAACACCCAGUCGCCUGCUGUGGAAAUGAGGAAUGCGGCGGCUCAAGUGGCUGUGCUGGCCCUUGUGGAGGAGCUCUACAAGGUGGGAGGGGCGGUCCUGCGGCUGGAGGCGAGGGCGCAGCUGGAUGCAGCAGUGGCGCACCAGGCGGCGACGGCGGCGGCCGGCUGCGAGAGGGCGUCCAGAUCUGGCGCGCAGGCCCCCCGCUGCGUCCGCGCCGUCCAGCUGGCGGCUCUGCGCGCUCUGCUGGCGUCCGUGCUGGCGCCGGCCGCGCACCGGCCGCCCUUCCUCGCGCACGCCCUUCAUGCCUUCCGCAAGGCGCGCCACCCGUGCUGA